Mya arenaria is the source of this 3175-nucleotide messenger RNA. Its product is annotated as T-cell-specific guanine nucleotide triphosphate-binding protein 2-like. NCBI's taxonomy places the organism in Eukaryota, Metazoa, Mollusca, Bivalvia, Myida, Myidae. Gene Ontology annotation, cellular component: membrane. The transcript is spliced from 5 exons. Gene Ontology annotation, molecular function: GTP binding. The record is from RefSeq and is a predicted model, not a curated record. The coding region runs from base 548 to 2170 and encodes 540 amino acids.
GAAAGGUAGAAUCGGAAGACACAUUUAAAACGGAUUACUUGUAAUAAGUGUUUUGUGAUGAAAAUGUUUACUUUAAGUAUGAGAUACCUUUGAUCGGACCUGCAAAAGUACAUCAAAACAUGUACUUAAAAACUGAAUAAGCUUUGUAUGACUGUUUACAAUGCUGUUUUACAAAGUUUGGAUUGCAUGGACAUCAUGAAGUUUGACUUUGAAGUAUUUCAUUUUCUUAAUUCGAGAAUACUGUGCGAUUUCAAACGAAAAUGAACGUUUUGAAAAACAUGACUAACAAAAUAAAACAAACAACAAACAACAACUUAUUCAAAUUUGAUUGUUCAAGUAAUGCUGAUAUUGUGACAGUGACAGUGCUUUAUGACAAUGCUUUUGUGUAUAAAAGUGAUUAUUAUCGCGAGGAAUAUCGCUCCGCUCAAUCAAGGGCCAGGACGUCGGUUGGUAAAUAUUUGAAUACUAACCGGAAUAAUCUCCAUUGAGUUCCUCUUCGGCUGAUGAUUCUAAGACGGUAAACCCAGAUUCCCAUAGAAAUUUUAGAAUGGAUAUACAUUGGACCAUGAUCGCAGGGUUUUUGACAAUCAUCGCUUGGUUUUGGUAUUUCAAUUCAAAAAUGAACCGACUAAUGCAAGACAGGGGCCAACAUACUAUGCUAGUAAAAAAUGACAAGGCACAGCAGACGGAAGUAUACGCAGUUAACAUGGAUCAACAAACAAAAGUAGCCACAAUAAACAGAUACCAACAAACAGAGGUAGCCACCAACAACGGAGAAGUAAUAACCAUUGACAAACAUCAACAAACAGAACUAGAGACUGUUGACAGAGGUCAACAGACAGAACUGGAGACUGUUGACAAACAUCAACAAACAGAAAUAGAGACUGUUGACAGAGAUCAACAGACAGAUAUAUGCAAGGUGGAACAGACGCGAAAGGCGCAAGGUUUGGUCGUUGACAGCGACUUUGUCGGGGUCGUGCAAAAUGAGUUAGAAAAGUUUGAAAAUAGCUCAAUGGCUACCAAGUACAUCGAUAUAAAGAGGGAAAAUGGAACUAAAGGUUUAGAGGAAAAACUAAAGAUUGUAGUAAACAAAUGGAAGACAACUAAAUUGAAUAUUGCAGUCAUUGGACAAGCUGGUGUUGGAAAAUCUACUUUCAUUAACACAUUUUUAGGUAAUAGAAUUGCAAAGACAGGGUGUUACGAAACAACAGUCAGAUGCGAACCUUAUUUUCACCCUAAAAAUGACAAUAUGAUACUGUGGGACGUUCCUGGAGUUGGAACACGUUCAUUUCCAAGAAAUGACUACCUGCAGAAAAUAAACUUCCAAAGUUAUGACUUCUUUCUCUUAAUGCUAAGUGAAAGGGUUUAUGAAAACGAUUUAUGGUUAAUGAAGUGCAUUUUGAAAAUGAAAAAGAAGGCUUACAUUAUAAGGUCAAAAACAGAUCAAGCGAUUGAAAAUGCCCAAAAGGAUUAUCCUGGAUGUCCUGAAAAAGAAGUUUUAGACAUGAUAAAAGAUAACAUCGUCAAAGAAUUCCUUUCUGAAGACAUUCGUGAAACAAACAUAUAUCUCUUAAGUGGACAAGAUGACAGCCGCUUUGAUUUCAAACUUUUAGUUUCAACACUUUUGCGUGAAACACCUGAAUUGAAACGCUGUGCAAUGAUAUUUUCUGUUUCCCCCCUGUCUAAUGACAUUAUUACAGCGAAGGUAGAAGAACUUAAGGCACGAAUAUAUAUACAAGCAUUGGCAGCAUCGAUUGGAGCCACAAUACCGAUACCAGGUGCUGGCAUUCUCGUACAAGUGGCUUUGUUGUACGAAGAAGCUGAUUUCUACAGAGAGCAAUUAGGCACAGAUGAAGACAGCCUAAACAAGAUUGCAGAAAGAUUACAAUGCCCUGUCGAAGAUCUACAAAUAAAGUUAGACAUGAAGAUGCAUAUUAUACUUCGUACAAAAACGGCUUUUUUAUCCUUCUUAGGGACAACUGCAGCAACAGAAGGGAUUCAAUCUGUUUUGAAACUAGCUAUCCCAAUAAUUGGAAGCCUCAUCGCGGCAAGCACAAAUUAUCCGCUCUGCGUUUAUUCAUUAAGGAAAAUUCUCUCAGAGGUUGAGAAAGAAGCACGAAGCUUAAAUGCAUAUGUAGUAAAAUGGAUCGAAAGUGAAAGCCAGAUUUAAAUUCUAAAUAAUUUGGUAAUCAAAAGUUAUUAUUUCUGGGUUUUUUUAACUGUUAUCCUUAUGCCGUUAUAAUAACUCAACAUUGACUCGUAUUUGGUCUCACAUCUCGAGAGUGUUAAUGCUACAGUUGGAUAUUUUCUGUUUAAAUAAUUCAAAUAUAAAACAAACAUACAAAAUAUAUUGAGUAUGUCAGCUAACUGAGCUCGACUCCGAUUCAUAUUUGAGAAAAUAACAUGUUUAACAUUUAAACACUGUGUGAUGGUUUGCUGGCGUGAUCGUUAUUCUCUUCAUAUAGAAGUUGUGACUAACCACGACUUGUCUAAAUAUUUGGUGUGUUAAUAGUUUGUUAACGUACUUGUGAUCACUUUUAAAUUGUGUUUGAGACAAUCCUAUUUGAAAAAUGUUUGAAAAAAGAGAUUUCUCAUAAAACAAAUGCCAAUAUAUUUCAACAACUGACAUUAAAUAACACUUUAAAUCGUCAACUUAGCUCUUUGUUUUCAUAUGUUGCAGCGAAUCUUGGAUGAGUUUAGCCAAGUAAAAUUGUAUAGGAAAACAAGACAAAAGAAUUUAGCUUUGCGAUUAAGCUAUCAGAAAUAGCUUAUAUCUUGUUUGAUCACUGAAUCGAACUUUCAAUGAAAGUAUAAACAUAUAAGUUUUAUAUAUUGCGGAGUUAAGCCUUUGUGUGAAAAGUUAUGCCAUUUAUCAUCUUACUGCAGUGCUCUGUCAGGGUAAACUCUAAAACGAAUAAGUGUUAUAGCUUGAUUAACAUGCUAAAUUAUAACCAGUCUUUUAGGACGAAAAAUGUUCAAGAGUUGAGUGUGUAAAGGAGAACAUAUACAUGCUAAUAACGAUGUAUUGCUAUGAACAACUAGUGUUUACUAUUUUUAGUGAUUAAAUUUGUGUUGUAAGUAUAUGUAUUAGUAUGAUAAGUAUAUUUCACUGUAGCAAAUAGAACUGUUAUGUCAUGUGUGUUUGUACUUUAAUAAAGAUGAACUGUACAUAUUA